Messenger RNA from Ceratitis capitata (Mediterranean fruit fly), 894 nucleotides. RefSeq names its product probable 6-phosphogluconolactonase. Gene Ontology annotation, molecular function: 6-phosphogluconolactonase activity. Bases 91 to 801 code for a protein of 236 amino acids. NCBI's taxonomy places the organism in Eukaryota, Metazoa, Arthropoda, Insecta, Diptera, Tephritidae. The transcript has 3 exons. The record is from RefSeq and is a predicted model, not a curated record. Gene Ontology annotation, biological process: carbohydrate metabolic process; pentose-phosphate shunt.
UUAUCGUAUAAACAUUAAACACCGACAUUCGUGAUAGUGUGGAAGUGCUCCAAGUUUAUUAUUACAGAGAGUUCAUAAAUAUUUAUAGCAAUGUCCAAAAUUGUAGUAAAUAAUGAAUCGGAGGUCACCGAAAGACUCACAAGUGAAAUUUCUAAAUGCGCUAAACGAGCAAUAGAUGAGAGGGACGCCUUUCGCAUCGGACUUUCAGGUGGAUCCGUGUUAAAUUUCCUCUGUAAAGCUAUACCAAAAAUUCAAACCGAUUUAAGCAAGUGGAAAUUUUUCUUCUGUGACGAACGCUAUGUUGACGAAACACAUCCAGAAUCUACUUAUGGUGUCUACAAAACUAAGUUGGUACCGGAAACCAAUUUGAAAUUACAACAAUUCGUACCAAUUAAUAUUAGUUUGCCACUAAAUGAAUGCGCUGCUGAUUACGAGCGCAAGGUGAGGGAUGAAUUUGGCAUAAGCAACUCUGAAAUUCCCGAAUUUGAUUUGUUACUUCUUGGUAUGGGCCCUGAUGGACACACUUGCUCGUUAUUUCCCAAUCACGCAUUACUUCAAGAAAAAUCGCUUUUGAUCGCGCCUAUUGCAGAUUCACCCAAACCGCCGCCUAAGCGUGUCACAAUGACCUUGCCGCUUAUCAACAAUGCUAAGUGUUGUAUUUUUGCUAUGUGUGGCGCAAGUAAAGCUGAAAUGGUUAAACGAGUUUUCGUAGAUAAGGAGGACCUACCAGCAGGAAAAAUUUCGCCCAAAAAUGGUGAGCUGAUUCUAAUUCUCGACACGGAAGCGGGAAAAUAUUUAUAAUAACAUAUCUCCACCGUUAUUUGAAAAAUAUACUCCAAACAAUAUACGAAUAAAUACAUGGACUUGUUAGAAUGAAAUACUGUUUUAUUAGAA